AUGACUAAGUGCUGCGAGUUAGUUUUGGAUCCUGUUCUUCCUCCUCCUAAGAAAAAAAUAAGGUCGCUGCCCAAACUAAGCAGCCAGGACGAGGACGGGCACACCCCCCACACCCAAUUCAGUGGUGUGGCCCAUUUCGAGCCGAUCCCGCAUGACCACGACUUUUGCGAGAGGGUAGUCAUCAACGUGAGCGGCCUCCGCUUCGAGACGCAGCUGCGCACGCUCAACCAGUUCCCCGACACGCUGCUCGGCGACCCGGCGCGCCGCAUCCGCUACUUCGACCCGCUGCGCAAUGAGUACUUCUUCGACAGGAACCGCCCCUCCUUCGACGCCAUCCUCUACUACUACCAGAGCGGCGGGCGACUGCGCAGGCCCGUCAACGUGCCGUUGGACGUUUUCAGCGAGGAGAUCAAGUUCUACGAGCUGGGGGAGAUGGCGAUCAACAAGUUCCGGGAGGACGAGGGCUUCAUCAAAGAGGAGGAGAAACCCCUGCCCACCCCCGAGUUCCAGCGCAACGUGUGGCUGCUGUUCGAGUACCCGGAAAGCUCGCAGGCGGCCCGCGUCGUCGCCAUCAUCUCCGUCUUCGUCAUCCUGCUCUCCAUCGUGAUAUUCUGCCUGGAGACGCUGCCCGAGUUCAAGCACUACAAGGUGUUCAACACGACGACGAACGGCACCAAAAUCGAAGAGGACGAGGUUCCCGACAUCACCGACCCGUUCUUCCUCAUCGAGACCAUCUGCAUCGUCUGGUUCACGUUCGAGCUGUCGGUGCGCUUCCUCGCCUGCCCCAACAAGCUGCACUUCUUCCGCGACGUCAUGAACUUCAUCGACAUCAUCGCCAUCAUCCCCUACUUCAUCACACUGGCCACGGUGGUGGCGGAGGAGGAGGAUACGCUCAACCUGCCGCGGGCGCCCGUCAGUCCGCAGGACAAGAGCACCAAUCAGGCCAUGUCGCUGGCCAUCCUGCGGGUCAUACGGCUGGUGCGAGUCUUCCGUAUCUUCAAGCUGAGCAGGCACAGCAAAGGGCUGCAGAUACUGGGGCGGACGCUCAAGGCCAUCAUGCGAGAGCUGGGCUUGCUCAUAUUCUUCUUGUUCAUAGGUCAGUAUUGUUCGUCGCGAUCGUCUACUUCGCCGAAGCCGGCACCGAGCAGUCCUUCUUCAAGUCCAUUCCUGACGCCUUCUGGUGGGCCGUCGUCACCAUGACGACGGUCGGCUACGGCGACAUGAGGCCCGUCGGUGUGUGGGGCAAGAUCGUUGGCUCACUGUGUGCGAUUGCUGGCGUUCUGACGAUUGCGCUGCCUGUCCCUGUUAUAGUGUCAAACUUCAAUUACUUCUAUCACCGUGAGACGGAUCAGGAGGAGAUGCAGUCGCAGAACUUCAACCACGUGACCAGCUGCCCGUACUUGCCCGGCACAUUGGGUCAGCACAUGAAGAAGAGCUCGCUGAGCGAGUCGUCGAGCGAGCUGGCCGAGCUGGAAGAGGGCCUCAUGGCGACGCGCGACCAGCUGGCCAGGAAGCAGAACUGCAACCCGCGCCACAACAACAACAUCAACGCCAUGAGCAUCGAGACUGAUGUCUGA
This is a messenger RNA of Phaedon cochleariae (mustard beetle), 1577 nucleotides long. The record is from the annotation of a GenBank genome assembly. NCBI's taxonomy places the organism in Eukaryota, Metazoa, Arthropoda, Insecta, Coleoptera, Chrysomelidae.